AUGAGCAACCUGGAAAAGACACUCUUUCAGCUUAAAUUCACUGCCAAAACUCUGAAUCGUCAGUCGAAGAAGGCUCAAAAGGAUGAGACCUCGGAGAAGGCCAAGCUGAAGAAGGCGCUUGUGCAGGGUAACACGGACGGAGCCAGGAUUUAUGCGUCAAACGCCAUACGAAAGAAGAAUGAGGCUCUGAAUCUACUCAGACUCUCUAGUCGGAUUGAUGCAGUGGCUAGCCGUGUCGAGACUGCUGUAACAAUGCGUCAGGUGUCGGGAAACAUGGCUUCUGUGGUCAAAGGAAUGGACAAAGCUAUGGACUCCAUGAAUUUAGAACGAAUCUCUCUUAUCAUGGACAAAUUCGAAGCUCAAUUCUCCGAUCUAGAGGUGCAGACUUCGUAUAUGGAAGAUACGAUGGUGUCCACUGUUGCCACCACAACACCACAAGAUCAGAUUGACUUACUCCUGCAGCAAACUGCAGAGGAAGCGAAUAUUGAGGUCCAACAAGGUCUUGGUGCGACUGAUCUUGCCGGGAGGGUACCUGAGUUGAAGGAGCCGGAGUCAAAGCUCCACGAUGAGGAUGCCGAGCUAGUCAGCAGAUUGAGAUCCCUGCGGCCCGCGGCCACCUCCUAACUUUCCAUGACCCAUCCAACCUUUUCAUUCUAGCAUCCUUACGACAGAUUUUUGUAUGUUCAUAUGCUUUGACUUUGUAAUAUCAGGUAGCAGGAAUCCGGGUCGACGGAAAGGUGAUAAAUAAGUAAAUGUGCUGGUCUCAAUUACAGUACGAAAUAUAGGAUGUCCAUGCAUGCAAAGGGAUAUGAUCUACUUAGAGUAUGAGGAUGGCGGCAAGAAAACAGCCAAAUAUUGAGACUGCGAAACCAAUGAGUCCACUCAAAUCCCUAGAAAACCUAGCAGACAAUUGAGCGUCACCCCUUCCAGGGUAGUUCGAUGGGAACCCGGUUCGCGAGUAAUCGCUUAAGGCGACAAUGGAACCGGAGGAUACGACAAAGGACGAGAAAGGCGGCAAGGCAGUGCCGGUCUGUGUUGGUGAUGGGAAUGCUAAAUUCAUGGUAUU
This is a messenger RNA of Cantharellus anzutake, 1066 nucleotides long. RefSeq names its product vacuolar assembly protein DID2. The coding region runs from base 1 to 624 and encodes 207 amino acids. Lineage: Eukaryota; Fungi; Basidiomycota; Agaricomycetes; Cantharellales; Hydnaceae. The transcript is spliced from 6 exons. Gene Ontology annotation, cellular component: ESCRT III complex; multivesicular body. The record is from RefSeq and is a predicted model, not a curated record. Gene Ontology annotation, biological process: late endosome to vacuole transport; endosome transport via multivesicular body sorting pathway; protein transport.